Neopelma chrysocephalum (saffron-crested tyrant-manakin) is the source of this 916-nucleotide messenger RNA. It is a transcript of the gene TIMM8A, whose product is annotated as translocase of inner mitochondrial membrane 8A. The transcript is spliced from 2 exons. Lineage: Eukaryota; Metazoa; Chordata; Aves; Passeriformes; Pipridae. The record is from RefSeq and is a predicted model, not a curated record. Bases 34 to 318 code for a protein of 94 amino acids.
ACCGCGGGGACAGCGGGGGGCUCCGGGACCGCCAUGGACUCGCCGUCCGGCGCCGGGCUGGGCGGCGCCGACCCGCAGCUCCAGCGCUUCAUCGAGGUGGAGACGCAGAAGCAGCGCUUCCAGCAGCUGGUGCACCAGAUGACCGAGCUGUGCUGGGAGAAGUGCAUGGACAAGCCAGGGCCAAAGCUGGACAGCCGGGCCGAGACGUGCUUCGUGAACUGCGUGGAGCGUUUCAUCGACACCAGCCAGUUCAUCCUGAACCGGCUGGAGCAGACACAGAAGUCCAAGUCGGCCUUCUCAGAGAGCCUGUCCGACUGAGCUGGACCCAGCCCCUGCCAGGCCGGGCCUGGCCCAGGCCCACUCCUCCCGAAGGAGCCAGGAUCAGCUCAGGGGGUUAGGAUUUAAAUAAAUGCCAUCUCGGGGAAGCUGCAGCCAGAUGAGAGCCCACAACAGAGACACGGACGCCUCACGCCGGGGUGAUGUGCCGCUCCCAGUGGCUGCCUUUGUGCUGGGACCCUGCGCUUGGGACAUGCCCCCUCGGCUCAGGAGAGGGGUGGUGAUGCUCAUUCCAUGGGUGUUUCCAGUGCUGAUGUGAAGCUCACUCUGGGUGAGGCCAGCCUGUGGUUGCUGCCUUAAACAGUGCUGCACAGACCAGCCCUCCUGGGUACAUGCUGACAUCCCCCCAGGCACCAUCCCAGGCUGGGACAGGCACCUGAGCCAGAAGAGCUCCUUGGGAACAGUGAUCAUCCCAGGCAGUGUCACCGCUGGAAAAUACUGUCAGGCUUCCGUAGGUAAAUCAUUCAUAUGCCCAAGUGACCAAUUUUCACACUGCAGCACAACUCUGUCGAUGCUGACUUGCUCCAUUAACUGCUUUCCCUGGGUAAAUGUAAUAAAUAAUAACUGGGUCAAUUUUUAA